CUUGCAAACGAAGACUGCAAAAUUCCGAUGAAGUGCACCACGCAUUUUACUUAAUGUUCAGUGCAGGGUUUCGCUGAUUUCGUUUGUUAAGUUGCAGAGCGUAGACUCGGCGAAGGAAAGAAUAACUCCGUCAUUGAUUCCACCGUAGCAACGACGAGUAACAAUCGAAGGCCUCGAAGCAGGCGGUGCGGUACGCAUCGUCUAUUGCACUUUACCGCAAUGCGUAAAUAUCAACAGCUAGCGCUGGUGCUGCUAUCCAUAUCGUGUGUUGUGAUACUGCUUGUGUAUAAGAGCGAAAACAACCGGCUCAAGUAUGUGCUCGAGGUGGUGAACAUAUUCGGGCGCAACGAUGCGGCCAGCUUGAUUCGCAUAGACAAUAGCAGCCGGUUGCACAGUUCGCCGUACGACUUCGACAGCCCACUCCCAGCCUGGCAGCGCAUCGGCGAAGGUUUCUACGUGUACUCGUCGUUCUGGCAGAAAAACGAGCUGGCUGCCGGCGGCACGGUCAUCAGCAUCGCCGUCGGACUGGAGCACGCGGUCGUGAAUUUCAAAUGUCAGAUACAGCACGGCACUAGCGAUGUCGUCACCGGGAAGCUACAUUUCAUACGGCUAGAGCAUCCGACAGGCUCGGUUAAGAGCCCCAACGGCGAGGUAUUUACGGUGUACAAGCUGCUGUGCAAGGUGGGCAGGGACUUUGGCCAACCGACGGAAAUCAUUUUCACCGAUACCACCCGGUCCAUAAAAAAAUAUGUCCCGUUGCGGGUGCUCGAGAGUCGCGCGGUGCAGCAAAAAAUGACUAUGACUGCAUGCGUCGAUAUGACCGAUUACCUGGAGCUGGAGGAAGAAUUCCGGAUGCCAUCGGCAGUGCUUCAAUACUUUUUGCACCAUCAGAUAGUCGGCGUAGAGGAUUUCCUUGUCUACAACAGUAACGCGCUGAACGGGGCCACCACUUCGCUCCUGUACAAUCACGGCAUCAAGAUUAACAUUCUGCCGUAUAAUUUCCCGUUCGAUUUGGCGGAAAAACAGCAGAACAGGCUUUUGAUCGAGAUGGACUGUUUGAUGCGUAACUACAACGCGGCCAAGCUCACCUUCAUCGGUGCGAUCAAUGAAUAUCUGUACCCCAGCUCUCGGUUGCGAGUGAACAACAAGUUUCUUAAAUAUGCCUGGAAAGUGUCGAGCGAUGUGUCCCGCUUUACACUGGGUACCAGAUCGGUGUGCAUAGAUAAGAGGAAAAAGAUUUUCUCGGAUAAUCUCCUGUACGAUGUGGAUUCGCACCUAGGUACCCCGUACGACCGACCAUUCUACAUCCACAAGCCACAGGAUUACAACCGCACGGCUGGGACACCUGAUUUCGUGAAAGCAUUGGAUGUCGACCGAAAUAUGAUCUUUGUUCAUCGAUACGGAGGAGCAUGUAACAGCAAGACGAACCUUCACGAUUGGACCACGAGCCUACAGGCCGAUUUUCUACAGUACGUCACAGAUGUGGGGCGAGAGUUGAAUAAACUUAUUUUCCGAUAAGCAGGCCAAAAGGGUUGACGAAUGAAGGAAACUGAGAAGCGGCAGUGAUAUGUAUCUAGUUUUCAAUGGCAGCUUUUGAAGCAUGGUUGAAAUGCGUCAAAAUAAAAAGUGAAAACUACUCGCUCAAAAAUAAAGUUCUUGCAUGCACAAGCAGAAACCCGUACGUAACCUCGGUAUCCAUGCUGAAGAAUUUUCAUUGGUUUCAAGUAAGUCCUUUUCAAGUCCUGCGUCACUUUCUCAGAAGUCAGAAGAACCAUAGCUUCAGCCAAAGCAUCACAUACGAAACACAAUAGGGAGGAAUUUAUCAAUAAUAUUAUACUCCAAUAUAAUUCAACUCUUUAAAAACUCAAUCUCUCCCUGUUGGUUAAGCCAUUGCCCCAUUAGUUUAUUUUUAGGUAGAAGUCGGUUCAUUUGGAACUGCUCAACACAUGGAAGACUCCCAUGGUUAGAUAAGCAAAAGAAUCUCCAAGCAAAAAGAUGUAGGUUGUAAGCCAUCUAGGCACUAAUGUAGGACAAGGUGAAUCGCGAGCGGUACAGAUUUUAACGAUACUAUGAAACAAUAAUUACUCAAUCAAAUUUCUUCUUCGAAAAUAAAGGUAAUCCAUCUAGCAGCGCCAUCCGAACAAUAUCAAUGCAAUACAAUUUUUAACAUUCAAGUUCUGCAAACAUAUAAAACGAUUGAGAAUAAAGUAAGGAUUUCUGGUUAAAUUACUGCGAAAAUAAUGUGCAUUUGUCGUUUGCUGCGUGUACCUAUAUUAAGUAGACAUCUAAUUUGUCCAAAGAAAUGAAUCCUUAAUGAUGCCCAAAUGGUAAAAUGUUUUAAAGAUGUAAAUAUUUAACAAAAAAAAAACUACCAAUGUACAGCGAUAUCGAGUGACGAGAAUCAAAUAACUCAGAUUGUGUUCAUAAAUUGCUACCGAAAUGUAAUUACAUUAUUAUUUAUCACAUUACCAUUUCGUUCAGAAAUCCAUCAGCUUAUACCAUUUGUUACAAAUCCUUUGUAACUAAUGCAUAUCCUGAUAUAUGAUACUAAUGUAUGUUAUGAUACCCAAGUAUGUACGGUCUUGGGAUGUAGUAUAUCGAAAAAUAAAAGAAUGUUUUUUUCCAUUGACAUGGGA
Molecule: messenger RNA, 2636 nt
Organism: Anopheles coustani
Lineage: Eukaryota; Metazoa; Arthropoda; Insecta; Diptera; Culicidae
Exons: 1
Coding region: 220-1518 (432 amino acids)
Source: RefSeq, a predicted model, not a curated record